UUCUGAUUUGUGCUUUUUAAUAUAUUAGUUUUUUUUUUCAUUUAUUUAUUUUUAAGUCAGAUUAGUUGGAAAUUAAUUAAAAAAACAAACGUCUUGCUAACACCAUAACCGCACUGUGAGUUUGUCGGAAGUUUAAAGGAUGUCUAAACUUGAACGUUUGAAUGCUCGCGUGGCCAAGCUACUGACUGUGGCUGUGCAGGAGGUUCUGGAGGUGGUGAAGGAGACGGUGUCCGAGUACCAGGAGAAAACUGCCAGAACACAAAGAGAGAACAAAAGUCUGAAGAGAAGACUGCAGGAGCUCCAGGACAAGAUAACAAGUGACAACAAUGCUGUAGCAUCUUCUAGAAGUCCAUCACCUGAAGAACAAGAUGACACAGAAAAUCAAGGAUCGUUCAAGGAUUCAGGACUUGCUUUGAGGCAGAACUCAGAACUUCCUCUCACAGAGAAAAAAACAAUAAGCAACCACAAAUCUGAUCAUGACACGGAGCAGGAAUUGGAACAACAGGAGAGCUACAGUAACCCUGAAUCACGAGCUGAGUGCAGCUUGAUGCAAGCAACAGAGCACUGCAAAGCACAACCAGAGGAGGCAAUGAUAGUCCACACAUCACACAGUGUAAACAGAGACAUCGGCACUGUCUCGCCCAAUAAUGCAUGCACCUCCCAUCCCAGCUCAUCACUUGGGGUAGACUUGGCUGUUAUCAAAAGAGAGCCUGAACCAACAGACUGCACAAUAUCAGAACCACCAUGUUUUCAAGAACAGUAUAGUGAAUGUGUGGAUUUAAGCUGCAACUCUUCUCGUUACAACUCUGCUGAGGUACACAGACCACAAGUUGGUGAAGAAACAUGCAGACUUGUCUUUGUCCAAUCAAAUCAUGUCAUACCUAGGAGGCACGGACUCACGAAAAGCAACAGGGCCACAUUCGACGGGAGAAAAAUCAGGAUGGAGCACUUCAGGACAGAUGGCUCACACUCGUGCAUUGUGUGUGGAAAGACAUUUAGCAGGGUCGGGAACUUGAGAAUCCAUCAGCGUUGUCAUACAGGAGAGAAGCCGUAUGGUUGCACACAGUGUGGGAGGCGUUUUAGUCAGGCAGGAGACCUGAAAAAACACAAGAGGGUCCACACGGGGGAGAAACCGUACUACUGCAAUCAGUGCGGCAAAAGCUUUAGUCGGGGGGAGAAUCUGAAAAGACACCAGAAGAUCCACAUUGGACAGAUUUUACAGUUACAGCAAGUGUGGAGGGAGCAACAGCAAUGAUUAUCAUAGUGGACUCACUGCAAAAUCAGCACACUUUUUGUUCUGUGCCAUUAGUUUAAGAAGUAGUUGCAAGAACCAGUUGCUUCAGAAGUUUAAAAUUAAAAGGCUAGCUCAUUGUUACUGGGAGUUACUUGCUAUUCUGGUAUGUAGCCAGUUUUGUGGUACUUAUGAUAGUCUUUUUGUUUAUCUGUUCAUGAUGGAGCUAAAGCUUUACAGAGAGAAAUGCACUGAUAUAAAGCUUACUCUCGAUAUCUGGACUGAUACUUUUUCUGAUAUUCUUUUUGGUUUUAUGUGAAAGUUUGCUAAAUAGAACUGUUAAAUUAGCAGAAGAUCAAAAGAGUUAUUCUUUAAAGGUCCUGCACACAUACAUAAAGGUUAUUGACAUUAUUUUGGAUGAUUAGGUGUCCCGUUAGGACUUUGUUACAUCUCUCACAAUUUUGUUGCACCUGGCAGUGUGUCAGAAAUUACACCUCCAUCACUCCCAUUAGUACAGAGUAAGUAGUAAAGAGUUUUGUGCUCUUCACCUAACCACAACCUGAGUGACGGCCUCAUGUGUCAGAAUAAAUGAAAACACCUGUGGGUGUGUAUAAUGUAAAAUGUGUAAAAUGCAUAACAUAUCAGUAAUGCGUCUGACAUUAAAAAAGGCAAACUUUUGGACACCAACAUUUACUUUAAAAAAGCCAUAUUGGUGUAUCUCUACUUUUUUGUAACAGCUAGUGUCUAAAUUGGAUUAAACAGAUUUACGUCCAUUGAACUUUUAAUUAAAAAACAGGUUUCAACCUUUUAAGAUGACAGUGUGUCAAACAGUGUAACCUUUGGCGGUGUACAGAAUGAAUUAUCUGAUCUGAAGUAAAUGCUGAAGACAGUAACUGAAACUUUUAACAUGAAAAGCAUGAUUGUCAUUAAAACUGCUUGCUUUUCCAGA
Molecule: messenger RNA, 2180 nt
Organism: Scatophagus argus
Lineage: Eukaryota; Metazoa; Chordata; Actinopteri; Scatophagidae
Product: zinc finger protein 544-like
Exons: 3
Coding region: 140-1255 (371 amino acids)
Biological process (GO): regulation of transcription by RNA polymerase II
Molecular function (GO): RNA polymerase II cis-regulatory region sequence-specific DNA binding; DNA-binding transcription factor activity
Source: RefSeq, a predicted model, not a curated record